CUAAGAUGGCGUCCAGAGAAACAAGCAGCUGCUGCUGUUAGUGACGCUACCGGAGGAUCUCACCGACAGGAAGUUGCCAUGAUGCUGUGAAGUGGAGACCUGGCCGUUCUGUCUGUGAGGAGGAGAUGGCAGCUGAGCUUCUCUCCACCAGCCUCCCCCACGGUAACCAGGAGGAGGAGGAGGAGGAGGAGGAGCUUGAGGCCAAGAAGAGUUUCAUCGUGCUGCGCGACCCGGAGUCCACGUCCCAAACCGGCUGUGAGCGAGACGCCGAUCAGACUAAUGGCAGCAUCCCUGGUGGCGAGGAGAGGAACAGCUGGCAGGCAGCACACCCCACCCUCAGAGAGAGGAACGCACUGAUGUUUAACAACGAGCAGAUGGCCGACGCCCACUUCAUCGUGGGGCCUCCAGGAGAAACUCAGAUGGUUCCUGCUCAUAAGUACGUCCUGGCCGUGGGCAGCUCGGUGUUCGGAGCCAUGUUUUAUGGAGAUCUGGCCGAGGGACGAUCUGAGAUCCACAUCCCCGACGUGGAGCCCACGGCUUUCCUCAUCCUGUUAAAGUACAUGUACAGUGACGACAUCGAGCUGGAGGCCGACACCGUGCUCGCCACCCUCUAUGCUGCAAAGAAAUACAUUGUUCCUGUUCUGGCGAAGGCGUGCGUGACCUUCCUGGAGACGAGUCUGGAGGCAAAGAACGCCUGCGUCCUUCUGUCUCAGAGCUGUCUGUUUGAGGAGCCGGAGCUGAGGCAGCGCUGCUGGGAGGUGAUCGAUGCUCAAGCUGAGCUCGCUCUGCGCUCGGAAGGUUUCAGCGAGAUCGACACGUCCACGCUGGAGGUCAUCCUGCAGAGAGACACCCUCAAUGUCCCUGAGGUGGUGGUCUUCCAGGCCGUGCUGAGCUGGUCAGUGGCUGAGUGUCAGCGGCAGAGCCUGGCUGUGAACCCCAGGAACCAGCGUGUGGCGCUGGGCAAGGCUCUGCACCUGGUCCGGAUCCCCUCCAUGACGCUGCAGGAGUUUGCAGACGUUGUGGCGCAGUCUGAAAUUUUAACGCUGAAAGAAACCCGCGACAUCUUCCUGUGGUUCACCGCCUCCAGCAAACCUCGACUGGACUUCCCUCUGGGGAAGCGGGCUGGCCUGGCGCCACAGAGGUGCCAUCGUUUCCAGUCCUCGGCCUACCGCAGUAACCAGUGGCGCUACAGGGGGCGCUGUGACAGCAUCCAGUUUGCGGUGGACAAGAGAAUCUUCAUGGCUGGACUGGGCUUGUACGGGUCGAGCAGCGGGAAGGCAGAAUACAGUGUGAAGAUUGAACUGAAGAGGCAGGGAACCAUCCUGGCCCAGAACCUCACCAAGUUCCUGUCGGACGGAUCGAGCAGCACGUUUCCUGUGUGGUUCGAACAUCCGGUGCAGGUGGAGCCGGACACCUUCUACACCGUCAGCGCCGUCCUGGACGGGAAUGAGCUGAGUUACUUUGGACAGGAGGGGAUGACCGAGGUGCAGUGUGGGAAAGUGACCUUCCAGUUCCAGUGUUCCUCGGACAGUACCAAUGGGACUGGAGUGCAGGGGGGUCAGAUCCCUGAGAUGGUCUUUUACUGCUGAAUCAUCCUGAUGGACCGACUGUUAGCGCUGCUCAUUCUGACUGACCUGUAGUAGGAAUCUGAAGCUGCUUCAGACUCCAGAUCAGAUCCAGAGUUUGUUUCACAGCUGAACAUCUCAGCAGCAGGUUUCCUCACAGACUCGUUCAGCAUCACAUCCUCCUCCUGGUUCAGGUGAGAGGUGGAGCAGCCGGGGGGGG
Molecule: messenger RNA, 1785 nt
Organism: Limanda limanda (common dab)
Lineage: Eukaryota; Metazoa; Chordata; Actinopteri; Pleuronectiformes; Pleuronectidae
Product: BTB/POZ domain-containing protein 6-B-like
Exons: 5
Coding region: 126-1589 (487 amino acids)
Biological process (GO): neurogenesis
Cellular component (GO): cytosol
Molecular function (GO): protein binding
Source: RefSeq, a predicted model, not a curated record